Messenger RNA from Amphiprion ocellaris (clown anemonefish), 4819 nucleotides. RefSeq names its product fibronectin type III and SPRY domain-containing protein 2. The coding region runs from base 192 to 2087 and encodes 631 amino acids. NCBI's taxonomy places the organism in Eukaryota, Metazoa, Chordata, Actinopteri, Pomacentridae. The transcript is spliced from 13 exons. Gene Ontology annotation, molecular function: protein binding. The record is from RefSeq and is a predicted model, not a curated record.
UUUUAUUCAAUAAAAAAAGCGAGUUUGCCUCCUGGAUGUUUGGCAUGCCUGUGACAUUUGAGCAUUUGAGUCCCAUCUAUUUUUGUCACAGCUUCUGCUUGAGGGUUGGACUCUUUGUCAGACACUACUUCUGGUUUUGACAUGGUUGUAUAGAACAGACUGGCUUGCUGGAUUAUUCAGUCACUGUCCUCAUGGACCUGUAUGAGAUCAGAGGAGGCAGACUGGAUGUGAUUGCAGAGGAAGGUGAGCCGAGCAGAGAGUCGACCACCAUGGAGACGUAUAACGUGGUGGCAGGCAGUGGAGGGAGGACCGCCCGAGAUGUUUCCACCUUCCAAAGGUUCUCCGUCGGCACCAAUGAAUCCCUUCGCUUUGAGCCCUGUGAGGACAGCACUCCAUCUCCCACCGGAGCAGAAGAUGGAUGUGGUGAUGAUGAUGAUGUGUUUAAGGAGGAAGACACUGAGAGUGACAUCAACUCGAUCAGGAAUCGGCUGCAGGGGAAGGUUGUGGAGAUGGAGAACUUUGCGGGUCAUCUGGAGGAAAUCUUUCUCACUGUGGAGGAGAAUUUUGGCCGUCAGGAGCAGCACUUGGAGCAGCACUACAACGACGUUUUGCAGACGCUCUCUCAGAGAUAUGACGAGAGGACAGCGGCACUGGAGGAGGAGAAGAAGAGCAAGUUGGAGGCUCUGUACAACCAGCUGCUGGCUUGUGGUCGGGCGCUGGAUUCCUCCAAGGAGCUCAUUGAGUCGGCUCAGGAGGUCUACCGCAGCCAGGACAAGAGGCUUUUCCUCAAGACAGUUAUGCCCACUAUUAAGAGGAUCGAGGAGUACGCCAUAGAGGACGUUGACCUCACGUUGGCAACGCAUCUUGAAUUUAACACGCCACUCGCCGACCUGUCAGAUGUCAAAACCAUGAUGGACUCCAUCAAUGUCGUUCCAGCUCCAUCUGCCCCAGUAAUCAACCCCCAGAUGCCCAACUCUGCCACCCAGACGUCCCUGCGUGUUUGCUGGAGCUUGUUCUCUGAUGACACGGUUGAGUACUAUGAGCUUUACUACAGACCGGUGCUGGAGGACACGCCGGCAGACAGCACCUGUGCACCACACGAAAGCAAGGUAAAAGUGAAGGAGACCCACUGCACUGUGGCAGAUCUGCUGCCCAACGCUCAGUAUGAGCUCUGGGUGACGGCGACCAACACCACCGGCAUCAGCCCGGCCAGCGAGAAGGCCUUAUACAUGACAGUGCCGUCUCCUCCGGUGAUCAAGCAGAGGGAGUGUACGAGCUGCCCAGAGGCCGCUCUGAUCCGCUGGGACUCAGGAAACACCAACCCUGUGGACUCGUACACCGUGGAGCUCAGUGAGACGGGGACCAAUGGCACAGAGAGCAGCAUCACCGAGUCUAUCGUAGCUGUCCCCACCUGUCAGUGUCUGAUCCAGCUGCAGGCAGGACGACGUUACCUCAUCUCUGUGAGAGCGGUAAACAUUGGCGGGCCCAGCGACAGGAGUGAAGUCAUUACUGUCUCCACAACAGGUACAUUCUUCCACCUCCUGGAGGACACCGCUCAUCCCUGCCUGUCGAUCUCCGAGGACGGCUUCACCAUCUUCUAUGGAGAUGAAGAACUGCCUAUAAGUGCUAUGGCCUUAGAUGACAACACUUUCUUUACUAGAUGUGUAGCUGUUCUGGGGGAUCUGAUACCAGUACGAGGAAGGCACUACUGGGAGGUCGAGGUGGACGAUGGGACGGAGUUUCGCAUCGGCGUUGCAUACGAGGACAUGGAGAGGAACACCUACCUCGGGGCCAACAGCAGCUCCUGGUGUAUGAGACACAUCCUCAGUCCAACCAGGCAUAAAUAUGAGUUCCUGCACAACGGUUGGAGUCCUGACUUGAGGAUUACAGUGAACCCGUUGCGGAUCGGAGUGGCACUCGACUACGACAGGGGUACUCUGUCCUUCUUUAAUGUGAACCUGGAGCAACACCUGCACACCUUCCACUGUAACUUCCAAAAUCACAUCCAACCCUGCUUUAGUCUGGACAACCCAGGAGCUCUUACUGUGCACAACGGCAUAGAAGCUCCUGAGUACGCGUUCAUGUGACACCACAACUCACCUCUAUUGCAGUAUUUACAUAAAAUAAAACCUACAGCAAGUAGGACAUUAAAUGGAUGUUUUAAUACUUACCAAAAUGCUGGAUGACAUCCCAGAUAUUAAAAACCUGAGCAUUGUGAGCACCCAUAUUUAUCCCAAAAAAAAAAAAUGCAGCACCUUCACCGAAAAAAUAAGUUAGUUUCAGUUGUUUUUAUUAUAGUAUUCCAUGGGAACAGGCAUACACCAUUUUCCAAGAUAAGAAAAGGUUUCACUGAAUUGUACAAUAUGUAUUUAAACUGCAUCAGUCCAGUUGUUGGAGUUCAAAAGGGGAAAUAAGGGGCGCGAUUUUGAUUAACAAAAACUGCAUUGAAAAAAAAAAGUAUCUCAAGAAAAACAAAAUUAAUUUGUAGUUAUUAUACAAUUGUAUUCAGAUGUUUAAAAAGGAAAAGUCCACCCUGAAUACUUCCACACUGUUCAAAGUGGCUACUGAUGUGCUGUACUUUUCUGGAUCUGUUUUGUUGAAUGGUUAUUGUUAACAGAUUUUUUUCUGAUAUUGGGAAGUGCACAAUUUAGAGUCAAAGUAAAUAAAAAGAAAAGAAAAAGAGACAGGUUUUUCUCAAGACAGAAAUAAUAUCAGGGAGAUCAACAUUGUGGAAUAGAUGAGAAUUUUUUUAGAAUUUCCAAAUGACACAUGGCCCCAACAAGUGUUGCAUUUUAAGUCAUGUGACUACAAACAAAAAAGCACAACAGCAUUGAACCAGUUGGCAUCUAUAUUUCUAUAUUUACAUUUAUUAAAUGGGUGGGAAUAAAUUUAAAUGUGCUCACCCUCGACUAAAACCAACACACACCUUGUGUCGGGGGUUAAAGAAAGGUUUUCUGCAAGAUGCAUUAAAAAAACGAACUAAAACAUAGUCAUAUAGAGAAAAAACUACAAAAGGGACAAGAAAAUAAAAACAUAUUUUUCCAAUGAAGCUACAAAAACUGGUCACAAUUCAACAACCAUACGAGUAUUUUUUAUUUUUUGCAUGGUCAGACUGCUUAUUAAACAUGUACUUUAAGACCGUCAACCUGCAUUUUUUGUAUCUUUGCUGUCUUUAAAGUGUUUAAAUAGAUGUCAACACUUGAAGUGUUACCAGAGAUUUCAAAGAAGUGACCCUAACAGCCACAUAGAGAUGGAUAAAAAAAAUCAUAUCAGCUUGGAAGAAAAAAAAAAAAACAAAGAGUCAAAACACUGAAUAUUUCAUUUGAAAGCAUGUCAGUCAAAAUAUAUUUGUUUUUUUGUAGUAAAUAGCGUAAAACAUGCCAAAACAGUGUAUGGUAAUACGAGGGUGGACUUUUCCCUCUACGUGGUGUAAGUUUGAGAACUGUGUUGAUACACUGAACAUAGACUUUGGGUCUGUGAGUAUCCUGGACAGUGGGGAUGGGGCAGGGCAGAGGUUAUGAGUUAUCGGUCUUACUGCUGUGUGUCCUCUCCUCCUCUUCAUCAUCGGAGGAAUCUCCUCCAUACGGCACUAGUCCUGAUGAAUCUUCAUCCACUUUAGCCUUCUUCUCCCACACCUCCUCUUGAACAUCUGUAAGGGCAGAAGAAAAAUGGAGAGACAGAGAAAAGUAGAAAGAAAGAGAAGGGGGAGACAGAAGGCAAAGAGAGAAAGGGAGAGACAAAGCAAGAAAAAAACAAAAAAAGGAAACCCAUUGAGGAGCCCCAUAUUAGCGAUGGUUUUUCAGUUCGUUUGAUCCGCAGCCAGGGGAGGGAAGAUAUCAAAUGAAACGGCAGCAGAGCACACAUCCAUAACAGGCAGGUCCGGGGACACAUGUUGAGAGAGAAAACAAGGGAAAGACAAAAAACAUAUACAAGAAAAGCAUGUUAGUGAGUUCUACCAGUGGAGGGAUUCACACAGGUCUCCACUCCUCCCCCAUUGCUCCAUGGGGGGAGAUGCCAUCACAUGCAACAGACAACUCCACAGAAGAAAUGUCUGAGUACUCAGGCUCUCAGAAUACCAGGAAAUAAAGGAACGCAUACCCAUUGAUGCGACGCUGCUGGACAGAGGAGCGGGAUCGUCUGUCACUGCAUCCCUCGGCCUUUUGCGUGCAACAAGGGCAGGAGCCACGAAGGGAGGCGGCGGUGGAGGCAUCAGAAUCCUGUGGAGAUAAAAACAUUAAUAUCUACACUACACAGGAUUCAUGAGGAAUAACAUGAAAGGGAAAUAAGAUCCACCAUCAGACCUUUCUACUACUUUCUCCUCUCCGACGCUGGAUGGAGGAGGAGUGGACUCCUGAUGAGCAGGACCCUCUGGCGAGCUGCUGGUCGGCUGAACAGAGAAAGACAAGAGCAUUGUGGACAUUUUAAAACAUCAACAUGUAAAGCAAAGGUUUGCCCCAAAGGAAACUACUUUUAGCAUGAGAAAAUCUUACAUAAUGCUUAAGGCGUGUUAUUUUUAUUUUCAGCUAGGCUUGCAACAAGAAGUCUGUGUUUAGUUGUUAGCUAACAGUGUCCUCUGGCAUGCAUGGGGAACCUCAUCAAUAUUAAAAUCACAAUCAGAAAUCGUUUUAUUGCCAAGUAGGUUUUCACAUACAAGGAAUUUGACUCAAACAGUAAACACUUAGGGACUGUGCAAGAACCCCUUGAUUGUUGUGCAAGAAUGUGCAAAUGAACUGCCUUAGAAUGUUACACUGUAAAGUAAACAACUUGAAAUGUGAAAAAGGAUAACAAUAAACCUAUUUAAAAGAUUGUGUUAAUGUAA